Molecule: messenger RNA, 475 nt
Organism: Staurois parvus
Lineage: Eukaryota; Metazoa; Chordata; Amphibia; Anura; Ranidae
Source: the annotation of a GenBank genome assembly
AUGGGCCCCUGUACCGCCUCCUCAUGCUGCUGCCAGGCCCGUAAUCUGCCAUGGGCCCCCGUACCGACUCCUCAUGCUGCUGCCAGGCCCGUAAUCUGUCAUGGGCCCCUGUACCGCCUCCUCAUGCUGCUGCCAGGUCCAGAGUGUACUCAUGGGUCCCUGUACGGCCUCCCAUUGCUGCUGUCUCCAUCGCCACACUCUGCCAUGUGCCACUUUCAGGUCUCCUCACACUGCUGGUGGGUUCCAUUUUGUCAUAGGGUGCUGUAUGGCCUCCCAUUGCUGCUGCCUCCACCGCCACACUGUGGCUCCACACUCUGGUUUUGGCCCCGUGACUGCCCAAAUGAGUGAAGUGUGCGGUGAUUCUAAGAUCGACGGCACUCAUCUGCAUGUCAUACUGACUGACAGUAUUAUUUCUCUUCCCCAGCAGACUCCAAGGGCAUUUAAAUUAAAGGUACAGUGUUCUGCACUAAUAUAA